AUGGGGAAGCAAGAAACAGAGCUCAUCUUCAUUCCAUUUCCGAUCACCGGACACCUUCUCGUGACAAUCGAGCUCGCGAAACUUCUCCUCAGUCACGACGACCCUCGUCGGAUCCACACCAUCACCAUCCUCCAUUGGGGCUUGCCUUUCCUCCCUCGGUCUAACAACGACGCCUUCCUCCAAUCUCUAGUCAAAACAGAGUCUCGCAUCCGUCUCGUUGCCUUGCCUGAGCUUCAAAACCCUCCACCAAUGGAGCUCUUCAUAAAAGCUUCCGAAGCUUACAUUGUUGAAUUCGUCAAGAAAAUGGUUCCUUCGGUCAGAGACGCCGUCGCCACCGUCUUGUCUUCUUCUCGCGACGGAUCGGAUUCAGUUAAAGUCGCCGGAAUCGUCCUCGAUUUCUUCUGCGUCCCUCUGAUCGAUGUCUGUAACGAAUUUCACCUCCCUUCUUACAUUUUCCUCACUUGCAGCGCCGGAUUCUUGGGUAUGAUGAAGUACCUCCCGGAGAGGCACCGCAAAAUCAAAUCGGGAUUUGACCGGAGCUCCGGCGAGGAGAAAAACCCAGUUCCUGGAUUCGUCUGCUCCGUUCCCAAUAGGGUAUUGCCACCGGGUCUGUUCAAGAGCGAAUCCUACGAAGGUUGGGUCGAAAUGACCGAAAGAUUCCAUGAAGCUAAAGGGAUUUUGGUCAAUUCGUUUACAGCUCUCGAGCCUAACGCCUUUGAUUACUUCGAUCGUCUUCCAGAGAAUGAUUACCCACCCGUUUACCCGGUGGGUCCGAUUUUCUGCUCUAACGAUCGUCCGGAUUUGGACUCAUCGGAGAGAGAUCGGAUCACGACGUGGCUCGACGAGCAACCGGAGUCAUCGGUAGCGUUCCUCUGCUUCGGGAGCUUGAAGAAACUCGACGUUUCUCAGAUUCAGGAGAUCGCUCAAGCCUUAGAGAUCGUCGGCUGCAGAUUCCUCUGGUCGAUUCGAACAGACCCGAAGGAAUACCCGAGCCCGAACGGGAUCUUACCGGACGGGUUCUUGAACCGGGUCUCGGGUAUCGGUCUCGUGUGUGGUUGGGCUCCUCAAGUGGAAAUUCUGGCCCAUAAAGCAAUCGGAGGAUUCGUAUCUCACUGCGGUUGGAACUCGAUACUGGAGGGUUUGCGUUUCGGCGUUCCAAUCAUCACGUGGCCAAUGUACGCGGAACAGCAGCUAAACGCGUUUACGAUUGUGAAGGAGCUCGGUCUGGCGUUGGAGAUGCGUUUGGAUUACGUGUCGGCCAAUGGAGAAAUCGUGAAAGCUGAUGAAAUUGCUAGAGCCCUCCGAUCUUUAAUGGACGGUGAGGAUGUUUCGAGGUGGAAACUGAAGGAGAUAGCGGAAGCGGCCAAGGAGGCUGUGAUAGACGACGGAUCUUCGUUUGUAGCGGUUAAAAGAUUCAUCGACUGUUUGUAA
This is a messenger RNA of Thlaspi arvense, 1431 nucleotides long. The record is from the annotation of a GenBank genome assembly. NCBI's taxonomy places the organism in Eukaryota, Viridiplantae, Streptophyta, Magnoliopsida, Brassicales, Brassicaceae.